Lathyrus sativus (Indian pea) is the source of this 1014-nucleotide messenger RNA. The record is from the annotation of a GenBank genome assembly. NCBI's taxonomy places the organism in Eukaryota, Viridiplantae, Streptophyta, Magnoliopsida, Fabales, Fabaceae.
AUGGCAAUGACAAUGGGUAUCUGUGUCUCUUCCAUUUUCAAAGUUUGUUAUUAUAGCCAUAAUAGGGCAGUAACAGUAUCGGCGCAGAAGAUGAGUGUCCCUUACAAUCUGAAGGAAGGGCAAUCUCGUAUUUUCCACGAACUCCCUUCAGGGUUGAACAUGGAAGUCAUUGUCCAGAAGAAGAAGAAAAGUAGAAAUGUUGUUGAAGAUGGAAAUCAUUACAAUCCACCUCUGGUAUUUCUUCAUGGAAGCUAUCACGCUGCUUGGUGUUGGGCUCAACAUUGGUUGCCAUUCUUUUCUCAAUCUGGCCACGACUGCUAUGCUCUCUCCUUGCUUGGACAGGGAGAAAGCGAUGAACCAGUUGAUACAGUUGCUGGUACACUUCAGACACAUGCAAGAGAUGUUGCUGAUUUUAUUCAUCGAAACAUUCAAUCGCCACCAGUAUUACUCGGACAUUCAUUUGGAGGACUUAUUAUUCAGUGUUAUAUUUCAAAUUUAGGAAAUGACAUACUCAAAGAGAAUUUAUAUCCGGAGCUAAUCGGAGCUGUCCUUGUUUGUUCUGUCCCUCCUUCUGGUAACAGUGGACUAGUAUGGCGAUAUCUCUUUUCGAAGCCAGUCGCUGCCUUCAAGGUUACAUACAGCUUGGCAGCAAAAGGUUUUCAAAGCUCUCUUUCUCUUUGCAAGGAGACAUUUUUCUCAGACACAAUGGAGGAUCAUGUUGUUAAAAGAUAUCAAGAACUAAUGAAAGAAAGUUCGCGGAUGCCAUUGUUUGAUUUAAGAAAACUGAAUGCUUCACUUCCAGUUCCUUCAGUUCCAAACUCAUCUCUUAAAGUUCUUGUUUUGGGUGCAAACAAUGACUUCAUCGUGGAUGCAGAAGGACUCAAAGAAACCGCAGAAUUUUACAGUGUGUCACCUGUAUGUGUGGAAGCAGUUGCUCAUGACAUGAUGUUGGACACUUCAUGGGAGAAAGGUGCAGAAGUUAUUCUUUCAUGGCUUAAGGGUUUAAACAAUUAA